Messenger RNA from Cotesia congregata, 1464 nucleotides. The record is from the annotation of a GenBank genome assembly. NCBI's taxonomy places the organism in Eukaryota, Metazoa, Arthropoda, Insecta, Hymenoptera, Braconidae.
AUGGAAGAGAAUCAAACAUCGGAAAGUGUCGCCGUGUUACCGGACAUGUCCGAAUCAUUAACGAGCGAAACCGAGGAGUCGUCUGGACUAACGACUGAACACGAAGCCCAUCCGGUUGCUGUUGCAUCUGUUCAAGGUGUAUCAACUGUCCAAGGGGUACCAGUAUCGUUACCGGUUGGAUCUAUUAUUGGCGUCGCAAAUGCCAGCAAUGGCACUUUCAAUGUCAUCACCACAGACCAGUUUCAGCAAUUGUCGAACUCAGGCCAGUUCAAGCUAUGCGUUGAUAACGGGUUCCUGUGCGAGCCUCGGCAUGAGAAGGAAGCUGAUCCUUUGCGCUGGAACAACGAGAUUAAAGCAACUCACAUCGUCAUUCAGAACAACGCCGAGGAAUCUGAAAAUGAGCAGUUACAAGUUGCCGCCAGUAAUUCUCAAACUCUCUGUAGCUGGACUGAAGCAGCGAACAUGGCAGUUUUACCGAUAAGAUGUAAAACAACAAACGCUGAGCUGCAUAAAAGUAGAUUUGGCUCUGGUGGUAGAGGAAAAUGCAUCAAAGUCGGGGAUGAGUGGAUGACACCCAGCGAAUUUGAAAAUCGCAGCGGGAGAGCAUCGAGUAAAGAUUGGAAAAGAAGCAUUAGGUUUGGUGGCCGUAGCCUCCAGACUUUGAUUGAAGAAAAUAUUUUAAAACCACAUGCUACAUCUUGUACCUGCGCUGCUUGUUGUGAUGAUGAUACUGCAAGCGGACCAGUUCGUCUUUUCACUCCGUAUAAACGCCGCAGAAGGGCGCGAGAUAUAUCUGACGGUGAGACACCCUCAAGAAAAAUAAAAAGCGACAAUUCACGUGACUGUAGUAAUAAUGAAGAGAGCGAUAACGAUGUUGGGGUGUCAGAAAAAGAAAUUUGGCCGCAAUAUGUAUCGGCAGAAGGCCUUGUAGUUCAUCAAUCACAAGACCAAGAACAAGUUUUGCAAACCGUUAAUGUCGAUCACGAACAAACGGAUGAGUUAUUUAAAAAAUUAGAUGACAUGGCCAAUACCAUGGUGAAGUUAGCCUAUGACUUUAGAAGGACUGUAGAAGAAGCCAAAGAACUGAGUCAUCAGCAAAGACGCGAACAAGCUUUAGUUGCUCAACUUAAUAGUACUAGGGGUGAUGUUAUUGAAGCAGUUGGCUUACAGCCAGCAUCUAAUUCUCAUAAUAAAAAGUGUGCCAAUUGUGACAGACCGGCGAUGGCUGAAUGCUCAAUUUGCAGGCGUACGCCAUACUGUUCAAUAUUUUGUCAGCGUAAAGAUUGGGCUGGUCAUCAGGUCGAGUGCGUUAGGGGAGCUGAGACCAAGGCUUUGGAAUUCUCUCACGUAGAAUUUCGUUUGUCUCGUAAAUAUUUACAAUUCCUUGUUUACUUCCAGUGGCUAAAAAUUGUCCACUCGGCGAUACUGCAAUUGACGUACCAGAUAUACAACCAUCAUCAAUAG